Messenger RNA from Vicia villosa (hairy vetch), 1026 nucleotides. RefSeq lists its product as uncharacterized. Gene Ontology annotation, molecular function: nucleic acid binding. Lineage: Eukaryota; Viridiplantae; Streptophyta; Magnoliopsida; Fabales; Fabaceae. The transcript is spliced from 4 exons. Bases 1 to 1026 code for a protein of 341 amino acids. The record is from RefSeq and is a predicted model, not a curated record.
AUGGGUUUAGGAGGUGUGCUUAUGCAAAAUGAUAAAGUUGUUACUUAUGCGUCAAGGCAGUUGAGAGUUCAUGAGAAGAAUUAUCCUACGCAUGAUUUAGAGCUUGCUGCUGUUGUUAUCAAGGAAGCUCAGAAGUUGGAUAUGAAAUUGGAAGAUUCGAUGGUUGGAAUCGAUCAGGUUGAGAAUAGUGAUUUCAAGUUGGAUGCGCAAGGUGUGUUGAGAUUUCGUAAUCGAAUUUAUAUUCCUGAUGAUGUGGAUUUGAAGAGAGCGAUUCUUGAAGGUCAUAGAAAUGGUCAGAUGGAGGGGACGAGUCAAUCUUUGGAGGAUUUGUUUAGAGCUUGUGUUCCUAAGCAGGGAGGUACGUGGGAUACUUAUCUUCCAUUGAUCGAGUUCACUUACAAAUAUAGUUACCAUUCUAGUAUUGGAAUGAUGCCUUUCGAAGCGUUGUAUGGUCAAAUAUGUAGGACUCUGUUGUGUUGGCAUGAAUUUGGUGAGUGUGUAGUGCUUGGACUAGAGAUUGUUCGAGAUACUACAAAGAAGGUUAAGUUGAUUCGAGAGAAGAUGAAGACUUCUCAGAGUAGGCUGAAGAGUUAUCGUGACAAUAGAAGGAAAGAUUUGGAAUUUCAAGCGGGUGAUCAUGUAUUUUUAAGAGUCACGCCGGUGACCAGUGUAGGGAGAGCAUUGAAGUUUAACAAGCCCACUCCUCGUUUUAUUGGACCGUAUCAGAUUUCAGAGAAGGUUGGGAAUGUAGCGUAUAAAGUGGCGUUACCGCCGAAUCUUUCGAAUUUGCAUGACAUGUUUCAUGUGUCACAACUUUGGAAGGUGGGGGAGUUUAUGCCGAUAUGGAUUAAGGAUAUGGAUGAUGUCCAAGAUAAUCUCACGGUGGAGUUUAUGCCGAUAAGGAUUGAGGAUCGCGAGGCGAAGACGUUUAGAGGCAAAGAGAUUGCUUUGGUGAAGGUAGUUUGGUCGGGAGCUACCGGAGAGAGUUUGACGUGGGAUUUGGAAAGCAAGAUGCGAGAGUUGUAA